AUGAAUGAAUGCAAUAGCAGCAGCAGCAGCAGCAAAGGCGACGGCCGCGUCGCGUGUACAGGAGCGCAGCAGCAGCGCCACUCGCGAUUUGCCUGUUAAGUAGAGCCCAGACAAUUCGCAGUCGGCGCCCGCUUGUUACAGCCCUGUUAAUUGUUUAUAUGUAUGCAGUUCGAAUGCGAAUUUCGAUUUCGAUUGCGAUUCCCCCUGCGAACGCCUUGGUGACACAUCGCGCUCAACACUUGUAAUAGUUGUUGUUGCUUUCAGUGGUUGUCGUCUUUCAGACACACGCAAACACACACACACACACACACACACACACACAGAUACUGUGACUACAAUUGCCGCUGUUGCAAAAUUAAUAACGGAAGUUGUGCAUUUUAUUAAUAAAAGCGAAAAAUCACACACAGAGCGCAAAACCAAAAAAAAAAAAAAAACACAUUAAAAUCACAGCGCACAAAAUGCAUUCUGAACGUCAUCUUUUUUAGCUACUCUGCUUUAGCCGCUAUUCGUUGUUAUUGUCUGUGCUGCACUGUGGGCCCCCCUCAUUGAUUCUGAUUGGCUUUGUUUCAAAUUUUAGCAGUUUGCAGUGUUUUGUGCAUCAUCCCUAAACAAAAAGGCGCCUCGCAGAAACCUAAAUUCUAAAUCGACUAAAAUUCAUACAACCAGCCACCCACAUACAAACAAAUAAACAUACAAAAAAUACGCAUACGCACGCGUUUACAAAAGCAUUGAGAAAGUUUUCUAAUUUGUGAUUUUUCCAACUGAAUGCACCGAAUGUGGCAGAAAAUUGACCUCUAAGUGACCAAAAAAAAAAGAAAAAAAAAAACAAAAAAUACCAACGGAGAAGAAGGAUUCACGAUCCGAAGAGCUGACAUAAACAACUCUUUUAUAAGCACAUUGAUCGCGUCGGAUCGGAGCACAAGUACAGCCAGCACUUAAUACAGAGGAGCUACCCCACCCCGAUUCGACUUAGGAAACGUUCCGUCCAUGGUUGAGGCCCCAAAAGUCCGGUGAAAAUGGACAAAGGCCGUAAGAGGUUGCCACAACUUUCGCCCAAUUAGCAGCACAGGGAGCAGGAGCAAGCACCAAGAUUGGCGGAACGGCACUGUAAAUAUUUGCGAAUCUCCACACAGAGCUGCACAAAGCAAACAUUUGUUUGCAAUACAAUAGAAUCGAAGAGCAUUUAGGCCUAAGAAAUAGGAUUCGGCAACAAAGGGCACCGAGGAUCGAGCCCAUUAAGACACAGUACACAAAUAGACGGGCACGCAAGCGAACAGAGAAAGAAGCAAAAACGUUGAGGACGAAGGAAUCAAGGACACGGCACAAGUUCCUAUAAAUGACCGAGUCCACUCAGCUGCAAACGGCGGAGAACAACAACGCGGGCGUGGUCAAAAUGGAGCCACCGCCAUUGGCGACCUCCACUCACUCGCACACGCACUCCCUGGCGGCAACAGCGGCCGCCGGCGCCGGUACGGCGCUAUCGCCAGCAACGCCGCCACUGCCGCCGCUGGGCCAUUCACAGCAGCAUUAUGCGCUUAAAUGGAAUGACUUCCAGACGUCCAUACUCAGCUCCUUCCGGCAUCUGCGCGACGAGGAGGACUUUGUCGAUGUGACGCUCGCCUGCGAUGAGCGCUCCUUUACCGCUCACAAGGUGGUGCUCAGCGCCUGCAGCCCAUACUUUCGCAAGCUGCUCAAGGCCAAUCCUUGUGAGCAUCCCAUUGUCAUCUUGCGCGAUGUACGGAGCGAUGAUGUUGAGAACCUGCUAAGCUUCAUGUACAACGGCGAGGUAAAUGUGAGUCAUGAGCAGUUGCCCGACUUUCUGAAAACCGCGCAUCUGCUGCAGAUACGAGGCCUAGCGGAUGUCAAUGGUGGCUAUCCCUAUGCUAAGGCUCUAUCCACGGCCCUAAGCCACAACAACAAUAACAAUGCAGAAAGUAGCAAUCACAACAAAAUCAGCAACUAUUUGCCCACAGCGCUGGGCAAUUCCAACCUCAAUGCCAACAGCAGUAACAGCGCCAGUAACAACAACCACAGCCAGAGCUCGACCUUUAGCACCCCGCAAACGCCAGCCGCAGUGCCGGCGUCCAGUGCAGCCGCUGCCGCUGCAGCAGCCUCGCUGACAGCGGCCGUUGCCGCAGCAGCCGUCGCCACAGCAUCCAAUCUGCCGUUGAGUAGUGGGAGCAGCAGCAGCAUCAAUCAGGGCCAAGGACAGAGCCAGGGAGCAGCACAGAGCAGCAGCAACAGCAGCGGCACGCCCGCCAUUCAGGAGCUAAAGGCAUCCGCAGCGUCGCCCGUAAGAAACUCCAAUCCAAAUCCAAGCAAAGCCAGCAGCAAUCAUUGGGAUCUGAGCGAUAUGGAGGGCAGCCGGAAGAGUCAUCUGACACCGCCACCACAGAAACGCAUCAAGAGCGCUGACCUUUUCCGUGCGCAACAUGGCAUCAGUCCAGAGCGCCUGCUAAUAGAUCGUGACUUUCCCGUGGCGGGACAACAUCCGCUAACUCGCAAUCGCAGCCGUGAUACGUCUAAGGAUCGCGAUCGCAGCCUGGAGCUGCGAGAGUCGCUGCUUGGCCAGGCUCUGGAGAGCAGCAACGGACAGCAGGGUAAUCAGAAACAUGAUCUCGGCCAGAGCGCCGGCGAAGAUUCCAACAGCAGCGAUACGGAGCCCUCGGAUCGUGGGGAUGGCCAACACGACGGUACACUCGACGGCAUGGACAAUCAGCGCUCUCACUCCUUCCCAAACGCAUUCCUGGGACUGCAGGGCAUUCCCGGCCUGCUGCCAGGACCAUCCGGACUGGGUGGCAAUGAUUUUGUUUCGCGUCGUUCCUUGGAAAUGCGUGUCCGUGCUACAGAUCCGAGGCCAUGCCCGAAAUGUGGCAAAAUCUACCGCUCGGCACACACGCUGCGUACCCACCUGGAGGACAAGCACACCGUCUGUCCCGGCUAUCGUUGCGUGCUUUGUGGAACGGUGGCCAAGUCGCGUAACUCGCUGCACUCGCAUAUGUCUCGCCAGCAUCGCGGCAUUUCCACAAAGGAUCUGCCUGUGCUGCCUAUGCCCAGCGCCUUUGACCCAGAUCUCGCCUCGCGUCUGCUGGCCAAGGCUGGCGUUAAGAUUUCACCCGCUGAGCUGCGCGCCCGCGCCUCACCCACUGGUGGUAGCGGCAGCAGUGGCGGUGCUGGUAACGGCGGCAAUGGCUCACAAAAGCUAGACCUGAGCAAUGCCAGCGGCGGACCGCUGGACGAUGCUGACGACUCCGACGAUGACCCCGAAGAUCUGACCACCGGCAGUGUACUGUAUGGCAACAACGCCAAUGAUCUAAGCCGCUACCAUGAAAGUUUAUUAAGCAAUUUUGGACAUGCCAACACAACCAUUUCACGCAUGCGAAAUGAGGCUGCCGCGGCAGCAGCUGCAGCGGCCGCCUUGGGCCAACAAAAAGACCUGAACGCUGGAGCCGGUGGGGUUCAACUGCCCAACAACAGCAAUGCAGGCCAGUCGUUGCUAGACACCUAUCUGCAGUUCAUCACUGAGAAUACGUUCGGCAUGGGCAUGUCGCAGGAGCACGCAGCUGCAGCCGCACUGCAUGCCGCUAAAAUGGCACAGCUAAAUGCAAUGGGUCACAGCCUGGACAAAUUGCCGGCGGGCUUGCUGCCUGCUCAGUUUGAUCUGAGCAAGCUGGCGGGUGCUGGGGCAGCUGGCGGCUUUGCUCAGAGCGGUGGUGGACUGUCCAUUGAACCGAUUCUGAGACGCGACCAGCAGCAUCCGGCGAGCAGCCUCUCACCUGAUGCGAACGGAGCGAUAGCACUCGGCUCGGUGGGUCACAUGCACUCAAACUUGGUCGGUGCUGGUGGUGGCGGUGGCGGUGGCGGUGGCGAGCCGAAUGAUGUGGAUGUGGAUGCAGAGGCUGAGAUAAGACGCGAUGGCUCAGAACCAAUGGAUUUGGGCCUGGGUCUAGAAAACAAUCAGUCGGGCAGCAACAACGAGACAGCUAACUCGGAUGCCGAAGAGAAUUACUCAGAGGAUGAGGGCGUGCACCACACAUAAGCUAGAGGCAAUUCACACUUAACUAGGGGUUCGUUUAUAAGAGAGCAAAAGAUAUAACGAUAUAAUAUACGAUAAUACGAUAUUCGCAUGUCGUUUUGAAAAGUCGUCGUCAACAGUUGUAUACCCAGAAAAUGGAACAUUUGUAACGAGUAGCCUUAUCCUCAUGUAUACCAGUUUACGUGUACAAUACAUGCAUACUAUAGUUAUCUAGGACUAGAAACCAAUCAUGAAAUAAUAUCAUGUGCAGCGUUGAAAAAUUUUAGUAGAAUUUAUGUUGUUUUUAAAAAUCGAAAAAAAAAAAAUAAGCAAAAAAGAAAGGCAAAUACAACCUAUAUAACUACCUAAACCAAUACUCGUAUGUGAGUUGGAAUAGGACAAAAAGCAUGAAUACCUACAUACAUAUAAAUACAUACUUAUCCUAUAUACUAUAUACAUCUAUAUACACAUGUACCUGUUAUGUGUAUACAUGAAGUUUAGGAAUGCAAGAACCAAGAUAGAUUCAAAUCAUUGAAGAACUUAAACUCCAAAAUACCUAAAGCUAAACUUAAACCUAGACCUAGGCAUAUAAAUUAGUGUUAGCAAUUUGAAAUGAGUAACCAAUUCUGUAAAUAGUUUAUUAAAUGUAGUAAGAGAUACGCACCCGCAAUGUGGAUACAAAAAAAAAAAAAACAAAAACAACUAAGCAUUUAAACGGACUACACAAAUACUCCAAUUGAAUACUCUUUUAAAGGCUUUCUUGACACAACAACAAAUAUCCAUCUCAGUUUGAAAUCUCUAUAUGUGUGUUAUUGUGAACAACAAAGAAACAAUUCAGAUGUGCCAUGUCACAGUUAGAGCUUACUGACCUGACCAUUCAAGUCGCCAACAUAUAUUGAUAAUGCUAACCAUAUCUCAGGAAUACACGUGGAUGACAUUACGCGCUGCCGCAACAAAACAGCCGGAAAAAAACCAAACUACCUCAGCAAAAGAAUUGUGUAACCCAUGUACUCACUACUCGUAAUAUCUUCCAGUAAAAUAUAUAACUAUUUUCUGUAUGGCCGUACUUGCUUAUACAUAUAUAAAUUUCAAAGCAGAUAGAUCUGCCUAGUUUAAGGGCCUCCAUUGGGUUGGGUGCGAAAACUCAGCCAAUUCGAAUAUAGCAUAGCCGUAAGUGAGUCGAAAGAUUUCAUAAAUUCGCCAAGCAAAGUAAAUUGAUUAUUAUUUAACCACAACUGUGCGAAAGUAAAAAAUACACCAAAUUGAUAUGCAUCUACAUAUACAUACAUAAAUGCUUAGCUAUAAUUACAAGUGAAUUUCUUUGUUUUGGGCAAAAUGUAAUAGAAUCAAAUACCUCAGACAAACAUAACAGCCCCACUGCACAUCUAAAUUAAAAGGUUUCUUUCCACAUGCUUAAAAAUGGCGAACUUUCAUCUUCGUCAUGUCAAUAUGUCCGAUUUUUUGCAUGUACAUUCAGUUUGAGUAAUCCGCGUUUAUCUUAGGUUUAUUGUUAGUUUCAAAAUCUCUACAAGAGUUGAAACGAUGCCUUAUUACAACAUAGAUAUGUGUUAAUUUAGUAAUUUUCUACCUCAGUUAAUUUAAAUGUAAUUUACUUGCAUAUUAUUUAAGCGCGAAAUUUCGGGUAUAUAUUGUCCUAAUUUAAUUGUGUUUAUUGAACAAAACUUCGGAGACAAUUCAUCACGAGUCAUCUAACAUUCAUGAAUAUGAAAAUGCGUAGAAAUAUAUGUUACUUAUAAAUAAAUAAAUAUUGUAAGUAAUGACAUGUAUAUGUUAAAUUUGUUUAUUAUCUUCCUGUUUCGCAAUGUGAUGCCUAUGUUUCAUUUGAAAACAUUUAUUAACGUCAAGUGCUUUUAUUUUGCUUCAUUUAAACAGUGCAACAGAGUGCAAUUUUUGCAUUUGUAUAAUUCGAAUAAGAAUUUAUGGCAACUCACACAUACACACACACACACACACACACACAAUGCAGUUAAGUCGCUAGAAUAAAAUGAGUUAGAUAAAUACAAGUUACAUAAGCAAUUUAAGUAGAGAUCCAUGUGCUUAGAAGGUUAUUAAUAUUUAUUAAAAUUACAAUAAAUCUGCGUUAUAAAGAACAA
Messenger RNA from Drosophila virilis, 6129 nucleotides. Lineage: Eukaryota; Metazoa; Arthropoda; Insecta; Diptera; Drosophilidae. The record is from RefSeq and is a predicted model, not a curated record.